Eufriesea mexicana is the source of this 1591-nucleotide messenger RNA. RefSeq lists its product as uncharacterized. Lineage: Eukaryota; Metazoa; Arthropoda; Insecta; Hymenoptera; Apidae. The transcript is spliced from 6 exons. Gene Ontology annotation, molecular function: protein binding. Bases 1 to 1545 code for a protein of 514 amino acids. The record is from RefSeq and is a predicted model, not a curated record.
AUGGAGGAAUACUUAACUUUGAUUUUAAAUAAAAAUCGUAUAAACGUGAAUAGAGAAAAACUUGCGAGUAAAAGUUGUUAUUUUGCAUCCCUAUUUUCUCACAAUUUUAGCGAUUCUCACAAUAAGGAACACACCAUUAAUUAUGACAUUGCUUUACAUACUUUACAGAAUUUUGUUCAAUGGGUUCAUCAUGAAGAUUGUGUGUACAUCGAUUGUCAUUCCAUAAAGGUUUCUAUGACAAAGUUUAUGCAAGAUAAUUUUAUAGAAUUAUUAAAUUUGUUACAAUUGAGUAUAUUGUUUGUGGUUGAUGAACUGACAAAUGAUAUUAUAGAUAUUAUAGUUUUAUGUUGGUUAUUGCCAGAGAAAGUAAUUGACAUAUGGUUAUUAGCACAGGAACUGAGCAUAAAGAUAUUACAAGAUAUUUGUCUAUCUGUUUGCUUAGACCAAUUCGAUAAUCUUCCUCAAUCUUUGCUUUUUGAAUUACCCGCAGAAAAUAUUAUUCAGUUAAUAGGAAACGAUAAUGUAAGAUCUAAUACAGAUUAUUUAAAUUACAUAAGAAGUGGAUGGAUAGAGCAUCACGUGCUGUCAGAUAUCGUGGAUAUCAAAGAAAGGAGGCAACCCAAAUUUAUCCAAGGUACAGUCAUAUAUGAAACAGAUGAAAAAGGCAUCAUGGCUGCAUAUUUGUAUACUUGGGAUGGUAAUGCUCUAUGCAAAUGUGUACAAUUACAUAGUAUUCAGUAUCCAGGAGAAUGGUUAACUGGAAUGCAAGUUGUUGCUAGAGGUUUUAGUGUAUAUACAGUUGGAGGAGAACUAAGAUUAGAGAAUGGACAUUUUAAUGAAAUUAUUUCACGUUAUUGCCUUCUUUCUAAAAAAUGGUACUAUCAGGCAAGGUUAAAAGUUCCACGGAGGCAUAUGAUUACUGUAUUUAUAGGAAAUAAAUUACUCGUAGUAGGUGGUGUGGGAAUAUAUAGAUUAAAGUUUGGUACAGUCUAUAUUCUUGAUAUUCACACAGGUAUGUGGACAAGAGGUGCGGGUGCACCUGAGAAUUUUAGCGAAGUUCCUCCUCAUGUUGUUGUGAAUGAAUGUUUAAUUUUUCUGAAAUCGUCCAUUCAUAUUUAUUGGCUUAAAUACGAUUGUUGGAUAACCCAACGUUUACACUGUAGACUUUCUAAGCAAAUAAUUGCGACUCUUACGAGUGAUACAACGUUUCUUAUAACCGGCAAUGAUGUAGAUGAAAUGAUUCUCACAAGAAUUGAUAUCGCAAAAGAAGACUUUGAUUGCGAGGAAGGAGAAUGUUUGAAAGAAGAUGUAGAUCGUAUUGUAAUGGCGCGUAUUAAGCCUAUCAGAAUAGGCCAUAGCGUCUGGUACACGAUAAGAUUCCUGCUCGUUUCUGGUAUUGGUGUAAUGAUGCUAACCCCUGUGUAUGAUGAAUAUAAAUACGUGCAUGCACACACUAUAAUAAGAAAAGAUUAUACACGUACCGUUAUCCCCAAAUCGUAUUGUUUUAAAAUUAUGGAUCCCUGUUCUUUGUACUCCACUGUGUAAUUAAAAUAUCUUAUAUACUCGAAUGUGACGUAAAAUGGCUCAUAUA